UUUUUCAUGCAUUCGAUGUGUGUGUACAGUACAAUGAUGACGUCAUCCGAGAUCAGAUGACAAAAUGGCUUCUACAGGCGAACUUACACUCGACAGAGAUGUCAGCCGUGCAAUACAGUUACUUCAAAAUCUACAGCAACAGUCUGGGUUGCCAACACAGAAACUGAUUGCUCUUCAGGCUAUCCUAGAAAGUGAUUUCUUCAACGCUGUGAGGGAAGUGUAUGAACAUGUCCAUGAAACAGUGGACAUACAAGGGGAUCCUGAGGUCAGGGCCAAUGCUACAGCAAAGGCUACCGUAGCAGCCUUUGCAGCAAGUGAAGGCCACGCCCACCCAAGGGUCGUUGAACUUCCCAAGACGGAUGAAGGACUAGGGUUCAAUGUAAUGGGAGGGAGAGAGCAGAACUCGCCUAUCUAUAUCUCAAGGAUUAUUCCAGGGGGCGUCGCCCACCGACAUGGCGGUCUGAAGAGGGGCGAUCAGCUUCUCUCAGUCAAUGGUGUGUCCGUGGAAGGGGAGCAGCACGAGAAGGCUGUCGAACUCUUAAAGUCAGCUUCAGAACGAGUCAAGCUUGUUGUUAGAUAUACACCAAAGGUGCUUGAAGAAAUGGAGACCCGAUUUGACAGACAGAGGGCUGCACGUCGGCGACAGAUGUCACCGGAAUGAACAACACUACCCAGCGAUUGACUUUCAUCUAGCUAUAUUGGAAGCAGAACUUCAUGCAAUGAUCCUUGCCUAUAGAACCAACAACUAGGGGUGCUUCAUAGAGACAAAUAAAAAUUGAAAAUAGACCAACUAUGGCAGGUUUUUUUUAUUCAACUAAUGUCAACGUCACAAGUGCAGAAUUGAAAUCUACUGAGGAUGGGCAUCUUUGUAAGUUCUGAAAUCUGUGUAUGUUGACUGGCAAAGGAUGUGAAUUGUCACCUCCACCACCACGAACCAUUAUCAUAAGAACCAUCAUCAUCAUUGCUAUCACCAUCACUACCAUCACUGUUACAAAUAAAAUCAUUUAUUUUGUGGCUAAUCAUUAAAUAAGAACCAACAAACUCAAAUUCUGACAAUUUUACGCAUAUCUAAUGAAACAUACAUGCAUGACUUUAGCCAGUGUGAUGAACAACCUGUCAAAGUCACCCCUACGCUGCUAGUCCAUUGUUAGUCCCAACUAUUUGUGAAGCCCAACUAUUUGUGAAGCGUCCUCCUUGGUGACCUACUCAGCGUGUGAAGCGACUACUGUAAGUACAACUCUGCUUGAAGCUGCUAUGUAUGUAUUGCACAUCGAACAACAUUUAACAGAUUCGUUUGGUCUAAAAACAGUUGGUCUACUCAGAAUGUUGAAUAACACAAGGGCCAAAUCCAUUUGGUCUACUAUCAGUUGAUCUAAUUGCCAUUUGGUCUAAACUCCCCUUGGUCUAAUACUCUAAAGUCUGACCAUUCCCAUAAUUGUGUCGUAUCGUUGAUUAAAUAUCCUAUGUAUUAGAUUUCACUCAACUGCAGCUUAAAAGCCUUAUAUCUGGGCCUGUGACACAAAGCAUAGCUACUAAUCAUAAAUUGAUUUUUGUGGAUGAUUCUACAUUGUAAUCAAUGCAAUGAAGCAAGUAAAAAAUGUUCUAAGAUCAAUGUCUAUGCUUUGUGUUUGCAGGCCCCUGGGAGUUGCCAAAUGUUUCUGUAUUGGGAACUGAAUUGUGCAUUUGCAAUGUCUGUCUUUUCUGCUAUUUUAGAUAUUGCUAAAUGUUUUUAAAUGUAUACUAAUCAACUUUUAACAAAAUAUGAAACCCAUCAUUGCCAUUGAAUAUUCAUCGUAGCUAUUUUGUAUUAAUAUCUGAUAGUAAAGCCUAAUUAAUUUGCUAUUUAUAACUUACUAUAUAAUCUCGUACAGAAACUGCCUUACUUAAAAAUGUGUCCUUUGACAAAACUUGUUCUUUACAAAUUGUGGGAAAAAAAAAAUACACACACACACACAAAAUCACUGUUAUAAUAGUGUGAACAGUUUUAAUGCUUACUGUUAGUAUUAACUGUUGGACAAAAAUGUUUUGGUCAAUAAAGGGUUGGAGUCCAUAAUAUCCUACAUGUAACUUAAUGUGAUGUUCCUAAUAUAUGAUAUGGAAUAUGAAAUCAAUUGGAAUUGAGAAUUGUGUCAUGGAUCUAUGGGCUGUUUGGUGAAGCUGAUGGAACGUUUCGCAGGAUUAUACACAUGACCAAUGACAUAUUCUUGUGCUAGAUGUGCCAAUUUUCGACAAAUCUUAACAAAUAAGGAUCUUUGCAUUCCAAUGCUUGCUAACAAUGGCAAUUUCAAUCUAAAGUAAAGUGGUUCAACUUCAGAUGAAGAGAAUACAAAUUAUCAGUAAUCAGGGUUCGUAACACAAAGGCUAGCAAGCAUCGUAGAUCAUUUUUGUACGAUUGAUUACAUUGGCCCGUAUUCUGAAGUCAGGUUUAAGUUAAACUCAGGUUUAAAGUUGUGGUUUAAGUAUGGACAGCCAAAAGUAUCAAUUUUUUUAUUAAGUUGUACGUUUCUUGAUUCAUCGAUGGUGAAGACAAUAAUCUAUAUAUACUUCCUAGACAAUUAUGAGUGAUUUGAGAGCCAAAUGAGCUGAAAUAUGAUAUCCCUACUGUUAGUGAUUUGGCUGUCCAUACUUAAACCACAACUUUAAACCUGAGUUUAAGUUAAACCCGACUUCAGAAUACGGGCCAUUGGCUACAAUGUAAAAUUAAUCACGAAAAACAAGCGUAUGUUUAAUUGCCAACCUUUGUGUCACGGGACCCAGGUUGAUAAUAUCAUUUAGCAUGAGGAACUAUGAACUUCUGCAGAAUUUAUGAAUAGCCUUAUGAACCAUGAACUGGUUGACAUGUUGGGAAAACUUCUUGAUGUCAACAUGUAGCUCGAGUUUAGAUUUGGAUGUUACUACACACAGUGGAUGGUAUUUCAUAAAUCUGUAAGUUACGCACAACUAUGCAUGUCUUGAAGAUGAUGGUUUUGUUGCUUAAACAAAUUAUCAGUUACUAGUAUUUUGAUCGCCAUCAGCUAAAUUUGAAUUUCAAUAUGUAUAGAUUGAAAUUUUUGUUGCUUACAAGUGUUACCUGUCAAAAUAUGAUACAUGUCAUUUGAAUUUCAGUUCAACUUUUAAAGGAAAAAAAUAAGCAUAAAAAAUUGGCAUUUCUUAGCACAGACAACAUGUCACCUGUCUUGUGUAAAUUAUUUUUCGUAACUUUCAAAAAGCUUUAUGAAACAAGUCAAACUAUCUGUAGGUCGAUUCAAACUUGUUGGAUGUAUUCAUUUAGGAAGUUGGGUGACUUCUUCGAUCGACUUUUCAAGAUCAUAUUUGAGUAAUAUAUAGAGCUGUAGAGAAUAAGGUUAUUUGACAAAGAUUUUCAUAACUAUUAUAAUGAUUGCCAAUCUGUAAAUAUCGCAGAGAGUGAUGAGAUAUGUAUGUUAGUUUCAUGUUAUUUGAAUCAUAUUAGAAUUUGUAUGAUAUUAGUAAUAUUGAUAGGUUAUGUUAUCAUGGAAUUAAUUCAUUGUGCUGGGGAUAAAGUAGUAUUAAUGACAAUAGUAUUUUGAUUUUAUAUUACACUUAUAACAUUGGAAUGCCAUCUGUAUGUUUCUGGCGGCAUCCAUUCGUUUGGAAAUUAUGACAAUAUUCUGAUUUUAUGUUGCAAUUUUAACAUUGGAACGGCAUCUUUCAGCUCAAUGGUCUACAGAUGACUCAUAUAUGGGAUAGUGCGUCGGAUUCAGCAUUAUACUCAUUUCAUUUUGGGGUUGAAAGGAAUUUUAGUUCCAAAUCAAAAUGUAUGAUUUUCAUUUUUAUUUUAUUUAUUUAUUUUUUUUUUUGGGGGGGGGGAAGAUUGGCUGAUCUUGCACCAAGAUGGUCAAAAUCAUGCUUGUUGGUAGAACUCACAAUUGAAUAAUGUAAGAACAAAGGCUACUGCAAUUCAUGUUCGAUUCUUCCCUGCAGCCAGUCAUUGCAAGCAAGUUGGUCAGUAUUUUUUAUCAGGGUUGUCUGUGAUAUAAGUUCAUGAAACAGAGUAUGCCCCAUUGAUAAAUUUCUAGUUUCAUUUGUAACUUUUGGAAUUUUCCUUAAUGAGUAAACCUGCAUUGGUCUAUUAUUUUAAUAUCUUGUUAUUCUUUCCAUGAAUAAGUUUAUAUACAUGUUAGAAGGGUGGUGUUUCAUAAAGCUGCAAUGCAAAAACUCAGGUGUUGAUUUAACACCAGCCCGGAAUCUAUAUAUGUCCACACCAGAGAAGUAUUGAAACAACACCAAUUUGGAAUCAAACCGAUGCUAUUUUAAUACUUAUUGGUGGUGUAUCUGGUGUUAGACCAAAACCAAACUGGUGUUGGACCGAAACCAAACUUAUCUGGUGUGGACAUCCGGGCUGGUGUUAAAUCAACACCGGUGUUUUUGCAGUAAGUUUGCAAUUCACACACGACUGGUAACCCUUUUAUUUGGUGCUAAAGAGGACUGGUGAUCCUUUCUUGGUAGCCAAAUCAGGUUCUCAAUAAACUUUCCUAGUCUGCAGGCACAGACCUUGGUGUUCACAUAAUGCAUAAUGAAGAGUCUGAAGCAGUGAGACUAGAUAUACUUCAGCUAACACAGACAUAAACUUGGUCUUGAAAUCCUUCACUAUUGACGUAUCAUUUGUGAAAGCCUAUAUGUAGUAUGCCUAGCAAUGGAGUCUUGGAACUCUUGUUGGAAUGCUCCCCAGGGAGUGGAGAAGGUGCAUACAUUGUAUGCGGGCAUGCAAGGAUCCGAUGACCGGGGUAUUAAUAUGUCUGUAAAGCGCUUAGAGACGUCGUUCCGAUGUAUUAAGCGCUAUAUAAAUGCGGAAUAUUAUUAUUUGUGGAAUUGGUGUCUUUAGCUUGCAGGCUAUUCCACUCGUGAAUUAUAGUUGAAAUAUGAUCUUUGCAAAUUCAAAUUAUCAUUUUUAACUAGCACCUGAAUGGAAAAAAUCUCACAUUAUGCUAAAACAAAAAUUUUGUGUAUUUUAUGUAGCCAAAGAAAGGUUUAUUAGUAGUGCUUAACUUACAAAUGGCUUUAUGAAAUGGCCCCAAAAUAUUUUAGCAUCAGUUUAUUAUGUGCAUGUUAUGGUAGUGUUUAUAAGGUAUGUAUAAGAUUCUUGAAACCAUGUAUAAAUAUUCCUGAUUGAGCAAGUAAUAAAGUAUUAUUAUCACAUGAUUAUGAAAGACCAA
Molecule: messenger RNA, 5174 nt
Organism: Lytechinus pictus (painted urchin)
Lineage: Eukaryota; Metazoa; Echinodermata; Echinoidea; Temnopleuroida; Toxopneustidae
Product: protein lin-7 homolog C-like
Exons: 6
Coding region: 65-661 (198 amino acids)
Biological process (GO): neurotransmitter secretion; protein localization to basolateral plasma membrane; maintenance of epithelial cell apical/basal polarity
Cellular component (GO): basolateral plasma membrane; synapse; MPP7-DLG1-LIN7 complex
Molecular function (GO): L27 domain binding
Source: RefSeq, a predicted model, not a curated record